Molecule: messenger RNA, 480 nt
Organism: Geodia barretti
Lineage: Eukaryota; Metazoa; Porifera; Demospongiae; Tetractinellida; Geodiidae
Source: the annotation of a GenBank genome assembly
CUGCAAGCUAAUGUUACCAUAUCUUCAGAGACAGGUUGCGAUUCUCGUGCGGAAUAGUAGCAUUCCUCUUCUCCAUCGCUGUUGACCACAAAACCUCCAUCUCCACGUUCUUCUGUGUCCUCCUUCUCCCACGCUAUGUCCUCGGGUCCUCGCUGGACCGAAUGUGGUCCACCUCGGCGUUACUCGAGCGUUUUUCCGUCUCUCUCGCUCCUUCUGCGCCCUCCGCGUGCUCGUGACUGGAGCUGGCUGCAGUUGAGACAACUGCCACGACAGCAUGCGUCGAUACUCUGUCAGUGGCCAGAGGGCCAAGAGACCAUUAUCUCCACCCUCCUGAUCUUCCUGCAGGGCCUCCAUAGCUAUAUAAAUAUUUUGUGGUAGCCUGCUAUGUGCUCAAUGAACUUUGAGAUGGUCAAACUAAUUUCACUGAAGGUUGGCCGAUCCUCAACCGCCAUCUCCCAGCACUGUAUCAUCAUAUGGUAU